Messenger RNA from Perca fluviatilis (European perch), 1311 nucleotides. RefSeq names its product E3 ubiquitin-protein ligase TRIM21-like. The coding region runs from base 1 to 1311 and encodes 436 amino acids. The transcript has a single exon. Lineage: Eukaryota; Metazoa; Chordata; Actinopteri; Perciformes; Percidae. Gene Ontology annotation, molecular function: protein binding. The record is from RefSeq and is a predicted model, not a curated record.
AUGUCUGCUGUCAGCAGUCUGCUGACUGAAGAUCAGUUUCUCUGCUCCAUCUGUCUGAAUGUGUUCACAGAUCCAGUCACCAUACCAUGUGGACACAACUUCUGUAAAGCCUGCAUCACUGAUCACUGGGAUAUUGAUGUCCCGUGUCAGUGUCCUACCUGUAGAAAAGGUUACAACACGAAACCUGAGCUGCAGGUCAAUGAUGUGAUCUCUGAGAUGGCUGCUAAGUUCAGACAGUCAGCUCAACAGAAAGCAAAAGAAGUUCCCCGUGACGUCUACUCUGGAUCCAAAUUGGAAACCUGGAUGUUCUUCCUGGUGUGUCUGAUGUGUGUCUUCAUGGCCUGGAUGGUGUCAGAACAAAAGAAACAUGAUUUUGUUCCUCUGAAAGAAGAAUAUGAAGCAAAGAAACUUGAGCUGUCCAAGACACAGGCUGAAAUUCUGCAGAUGAUCCAGAAGGAGAUCAAACACUCAAUGGAGCUCAGUAAGGAAGACACAAACAGACAAAUCUCAACCGCUGUCAAGGAGUCCUUGAAGGAGGAGUCUUUCGAGAGAAGACAGGCCGAGCACAUCGAGAUGAUCAAAGAGAAGACAAGAAGGACAGAGAAACUAGCUGAAGGCUUCAACAAAGAGCUGAAACAGGAAAUCUGUGAGCUGCAGAAGAGAAACACUGAGGUGGAGCAGCUCUACAAGGCUCAGCAGGAGAAACUCAGGAAACCGAUCAUGAAACUGUUCCCUGAGUCUGAUCUGAAGAGGGUCCAGCAGUAUGAAGUGGAUGUGACUCUUGAUCCUGAUACAGCAUAUCCCUACCUCAUCCUGUCUGAUGAUGGGAAACAAGUACAUGAUAGUGAUGUGACGAAGAAUCUCCCAGACAAUCCAGAGAGAUUUGAUACUGGUGUUGUUGUCUUAGCAAAACAGAGUUUCUCUUCAGGAAGAUUUUAUUUCGAGGUUCAGGUUAAAGAGAAGACUGAGUGGACUUUAGGAGUGGCCAGUGAGUCGGUCAACCGGAAGGGACAAAUCAUACUGAUCCCACAUUAUGGUUACUGGAUGAUAUGGUUGUGGAAUGUCAAUGUCUACAAAGAUCUUGCUGGCCCUCCAUUCCUUCUGUCUCUGAAGUCUUGGCCUCAGAAGGUGGGGGUGUUUGUGGAUUAUGAGGAGGGUCUGGUCUCCUUUUAUGACGUUGAGGCUGAAGCUCUGAUGUACUCGUUUACUGGCUGCUCCUUCACUGAGAAACUCUACCCAUUCUUCAGUCCUAGUCCUAAGUAUGGUGGUAAAAACUCUGACCCUCUGAUCAUCUCUCCUGUCAGUCACUGA